UUCAGAUAGCUUCCAUGAGCUGUGUCUGUAUGUAUGUAACAUAAUUAGUACGUAGUAUUAUGGGGAACCUCUAUGGAUUGCUUGUAUUUUAGAACUAGCAACUUUGUCCCCCGCCAAACAUGAAAACCUAUAUAAAUGUUAUCACCUCGCCCAACCGUCCAGUAUAUCUCGAACGGAUCUUAUUCUCAUCCAGACAGUAGACAUAUUUACUUGAUACCCCGUUCCCAAACAGCACGCAGCGUUCUGAUUUGAUUACGCCCUCCUUGAAAGCAAAACCUUGGAACACUUCUCGACCCCCUCCACUUAACUAUCACCAACUGCCUUUAGCACAAUCCGACAAAAUGGUUAAGAAAAUCCUCGUCGUUCUCACCUCGGCCUCCGAGAUGAAGAACAAGAGCGGCGACACCAAGCCUACCGGUUGGUUCCUGCCCGAGUUCGCCCACCCUUAUGACGAGUUCGUCAAGGCCGGCUACGAGCUCACCGUGGUCUCGCCCAAGGGCGGAGAGUCCAACCUCGACCCGGCCAGCAUCGAAAUGUUCAAGUCUGACGCUUCGUCGACUUCCUUCCUGAACAACCAAAAGGACCUCUGGGAGAAGACCAAGAAGCUGUCCGACUACGUCGACAAGGCCUCCGAGUUCGACGCCGUCUUCUACCCGGGCGGUCACGGCCCCAUGCUGGACCUGGCCGUUGACGCCGAGUCGCAGAAGCUGAUUGCCAACUUUUACGAGGCUGGAAAGCCAGUGGCGGCCGUCUGCCACGCCCCGAUUGUCCUGGCCGACGUGAAGCUGUCCACUGGCGAGUACUUGGUCAAGGGCAAGACCGUCACAGGCUUCACCAACAAGGAGGAGGAGAUCAUGCAGCUCGUCGACUACCUGCCUUUUCUGCUCGAGGACAAGAUCAAGGCCAACGGCGCAUCCUUUGUCAAGGCCGACGAGCCAUGGGGAGAGAAGGUCGUGGUUGAUGGCAAGCUCAUUACUGGUCAGAACCCGGCUAGCGCAAAGGCACUAGGCGAGGCCCUGGUCAAGGUGUUGGGUUAAGUGUACUAUUUUUGGGUGGAUGAAGUAGUUACAAGCUUCUACAUCAUUUAAUGCAAAAAGCUUAAUUCGUGGA
Molecule: messenger RNA, 1110 nt
Organism: Pyricularia grisea
Lineage: Eukaryota; Fungi; Ascomycota; Sordariomycetes; Magnaporthales; Pyriculariaceae
Exons: 2
Coding region: 342-1037 (231 amino acids)
Molecular function (GO): glyoxalase III activity
Source: RefSeq, a predicted model, not a curated record